Messenger RNA from Colossoma macropomum (tambaqui), 3979 nucleotides. It is a transcript of the gene stag3, whose product is annotated as cohesin subunit SA-3. The transcript is spliced from 32 exons. Gene Ontology annotation, biological process: sister chromatid cohesion. Gene Ontology annotation, cellular component: nucleus; cohesin complex; chromatin. NCBI's taxonomy places the organism in Eukaryota, Metazoa, Chordata, Actinopteri, Characiformes, Serrasalmidae. The record is from RefSeq and is a predicted model, not a curated record. The coding region runs from base 130 to 3699 and encodes 1189 amino acids. Gene Ontology annotation, molecular function: chromatin binding.
AGGUGGCUCAGCUAGCAAGGAGAACUGGGCAGAGGUGACCACCAAAGCGGUUGCUAAAGUUGCCCAAGUUGUAUGAUCAUUGCCUGAUUUGGCUAAAGCAGCUCUACCCACUGUGUCUAUCAGUUUUUCAUGGGCAAAGGGAAAAGCAUGGAACAAGGAGAGUCUGACCCGGAAAGUAGUAGUCCUGAGGAACUGGAUGAUGUCUCAGACACUGACUUCAAGCUCUACCUGAGGGUCACAAAGAGAAAAUUGGACACAGCAUUGGAAACAGCAUCUCCCAAAAGACUUCGUCAGAGAACAGUGAUUCAUUCCACCACCAGCUCCAGUACUACCGAGCCUGGCACAUCUGGAGCCCCUCCCACGCCUGCAGCUGAAACAGGAAAGAAAUAUAGAGGGAAGAGGAGUGAAAGCGAAAGGAACCAGUCUACUGUAAGGCACAUGUAUGAGGCUGUGAUUUCUGGCCGCAGCGCAAUAGUGACAGUGGUUGAUGAUUGGCUUGAUGAUUAUAAGCAGGACCGGGAGGAGGGACUUCGUGAACUCUUUAAUUUUGUAGUUCAGUGCUGUGGCUGCAAAGGUUUGGUGACAAGGGAGAUGUUUGCUACGAUGCAAAAUGCUGACAUCAUUGGUCACCUGACUAAAGAGUUUAAUGAGGACUCUGGAAGUUACCCUGUGGUGGCAGGCGGUUCACUGGGUCGGCGGUUUCGUGAAGGGUUGUGUGAAUUUGUGUCUUUGUUGGUGCAGCGCUGCCAGAACAGCCUCUUGUACGAUGAAUUUCUGUUUUCUGCUUUGGUUGCGUUCCUCACUGGUCUGGCAGAUUCACAGGUCCGAGCUUUCAGACACACCAGCACACUCAUUGCAAUGCAUCUGAUGUCCGCUGUAGUAGAGGUGGCUGCAGUGGUGUAUGGACAGAUAGAGGUGACGCAGAGACGUUUUCAGCUGGAGAAAAGCAAGAGUGCUCAACAAAGGGCCCCAGAGAGGCUGGAGGAGCUGCAGAAUUCAUGCAAUGAGCUUCUGGAGCAUCAGGAAGAGCUGCGUUCUCUGACAAAUGCAAUCUUUAAGGGAGUGUUUGUGCAUCGCUAUAGAGACAAAGUUCCAGAGAUUCGUGCCAUCUGUAUGGCAGAGAUGAGAGAGUGGCUGAAAGAAUAUCCUGCUGCCUUCCUUAAUGAUGGAUACCUCAAGUACCUGGGCUGGAUGUUACAUGACAAGCAAGCCAGCGUUCGCAUGCAGUCUGUGUUGUCCCUGCAGAAGCUGUAUGAGGAGCAAGACUUUAUUGGACGUCUGGAGCUCUUCACCAGCCGCUUUAAGGAGAGAUUGUUGAACAUGGUGCUGGACAAAGAUUCUGAUGUGGCUGAGGAGACUGUCAGACUGUUGCUGCUCAUCAAACAGAAAAUGGAGGAUGUUCUGACUGAUGAGGAGUGCAAUCGUGUAUAUCCGCUGGUGUUUGCUGCACACAGAGGACUGGCCUCUGUAGCUGGAGAGUUCCUUUAUCAUAUGCUGUGUACAGAGGUGGGACCCUUACCAGGAGUGGAACAAGAAAAACGCAAUGUCACUUUCCUCAGCCUGCUUACAUCCUUCUUUAUUCAAAGCAAGUAUCAUGAGCAUGCUGCAUACCUGGUGGACAGCCUUUGGGCUGUGGCAGGCACAGAGCUGAGAGACUGGGAGACGAUGACAUCACUCUUGCUGCAAGAGAGAGGAGAGGGGCAAGGUCUGGAGGAUGAUGAAGAGGCUGCUCUGAUUGAACUCAUGAUAUGUGCAGUCAGACAGGCGGCAGAAGCCACACCACCUAGGUCACGUGCACUUGGGAAGAAGAAUUUAGGAAUUAAAAGCAGGAAGCUCCAAGUUCAAGAGAGAAGACGCAUCACCCACCAUUUUAUACCCCUGCUGCCACAAUUACUUGCCAAGUACUCUGCAGAUGUUGAAAAAGUAACCUGUCUGCUGAAAGCACCGCUUUAUUUUGACCUUGAAGCCUAUGGCAGUACAGGUCGCCUAGAGAAGUAUUUAGAGCUGCUGUUGGCUCAGGUGUGUGAGGUCGUCGAAAAACAUCACAAGGAGCAUGUGCUGGAGGCGUGUGUACAAGUUCUGUAUGCAUUGUGUUCUGAUCAGUACACCUUCUCUGCCCGUGCUGAGAUAUCUGUCAGCCAGCUGCUGGACACAACGCUUGAGAAAUUUACUGCACACUUCUCAGACAUAUUACAGGGUGCAGCGGAUGAGGAUGAUGCGUAUAGUGCUGCAACUUCCCUGAAGAGGCUGGCGGUCUUCAGCAGAGCCAGAGAUAUAACUGCACUGAAUCUAUUUGAACCGUGUUUGUCACUGCUGAAGGCUGGAGUGGAAUUUGACAGGGAAAUUGACGAAGAGUUAAUGGUCCCAGCACUGAAGUGCGCUGCUUUCCAUCUGCUCUGGGGAAAAGUGAAAAUUUCACAUGUAGCUGCUCAAACAGACAAGGCUGAGUUAAAGAAGCUACAGAAAAUGGUUCGCUCCUUCUGUCUUGUUUGUCAGAGUUGCCUCCCUCUGGAUCAGAGUCACAUCAGAGACCAAGCAUUUGAGUGUUUGUGUGAUGUGUUGGUGGUGUUCGGGCAGCAGACUGAGAGAGCAGAGCCUCAGAGUGCGAGUUUUUCUCCAGAUGAGACACUGAAAGCUGAGAUGGCAUCCUUCCUGCUGGACUACAUAUUUACAGACCCUGAUGAUAAUGCAGAAGAAGAGGAUGAGGAGGAGAUAAUGAAGUUAGGUACUCUUAGGCGUAGACGGAACCAACUGGCAGGAUACUGCAAACUCAUUAUAUUUGGUGUGUUCAACUUCAGGGCAGCUACUGACAUCUUCAAAUACUACAGCAAGUUCUACAGAGAUUAUGGUGACAUAAUAAAGGAAACACUGAGCAAAUCCAAGAUCAUGAGUGCGGUGGAGAGUGCCAGGACCGUCUGCCUCAGCCUUCAACAGUUGUUUUCUUCAUUAAGAGACGAGGAGCAGAAUGAAGAGAUGAAAGAAAUUAAAGAUCUGGCCAAGAGACUUGCCAUGAGCUUUGGUAUCAACCUACAGCACAUCCGCAAACCUCUCUUGGCUUUGCACCAGGAUGGAAUUCAGUUUGCUCUGCGGGGUGCCGAUGAAGGUGACCAUUCUAAUCUGAGAUUUCUGGAGAUCCUCAGUGAAUUUAGCUUCAAACUUGUACAGCAGGACCGCACCCAGCUGCUGAGUUACCUACAGCAUAUGUGUGGCAACAUAAGCAGCAGUUGUGUGCAUAUGUACAAGCGUUCCCUGCGUUUGGGAUCCAGAGAGAUGGCAACUCUCUCCCCUUAUGUCUCGCCUGCCAAGAAACGGCGCCGUAUGGAAGGGUCAGCCAGCAGUUUGGGUGCUCCUGCCCUCACUUCCACUGUUCAGUCCAACAGAGCUGCGGACAUGCAGCGGGCCCCUCACUCUCCAGGCUCUUUCAGUGAGAUCAGCUCAGGGCAGCUAUCAGGGGACGAUUUCAUGGAAAGGCCUGUGCAGAGGAAGACAUUGAAACGCAGGAGAGAGCAGCACAGUCCAUCUGAACACAGUGACAUACAGUCACAACUCAACAUGCUUUCCCUGAUUGAAGAGGACUUUGAGGAGGAAGAGGAGCCAGUUAUGGAGGGUUAUGAUGAUGAAGACUCAGACUUUGAAGUGGCUGUAUCUCUGCCAUCCACACGCCACUCCACCAGCUUUCUGGAAGAUCUUUUUGAAUGAGCCCUGAGGAUUCUGCAGAAAUGAUCUCAACAUGCUGAAAAUUAUUUGAAUGCUGUAAUUUUGUUUUUCUUGUUAAAAUAUAUGGUAGUUCAUGAAUGUUUAAUUUCAGCAAAUUGUUCCUCCAAGCUGUCCAUCCAGAUCUGUUUUAGGGUUAUUAAGAGUUAAAGCUAAACUAUGAGUAUUUCCCAGUUCUGAAAAUACAAAUUUAAGAACACAAGCUGCCUAAAGCAUAAGCAGAAUAUUUGUUUUGUAACAAGAUUACGGUUUGGUUUGUUUUCUG